Molecule: messenger RNA, 357 nt
Organism: Vicia faba (fava bean)
Lineage: Eukaryota; Viridiplantae; Streptophyta; Magnoliopsida; Fabales; Fabaceae
Source: the annotation of a GenBank genome assembly
AUGGCAAGCUUGAGAGUUUCUUGUGUGGUUGCAUUGAUGUGCAUGGUGGUUAUUACUGCACCCAUGUCAGAGGCUGCAAUCUCGUGCGGAUCGGUAGCUGGGGCCCUUGCUCCGUGCCUUAAUUAUCUUACGGGUCGUUCUAGUCUUUCACCAGGAUGCUGUAUUGCUGUGAGGAGACUUAACGCGCAGGCACAAAGUAGCCCCGACCGUAAGGAUGUUUGCAACUGCUUGAAAGGUGCUGCUGGUUCUAUUCGUGGUUUGAAUCUCAACACCGCAGCUACUCUCCCUGGCAAAUGUGGUGUUACUCUUCCUUACACGAUUAGCCCCUCUACCAACUGUAAUGCUAUCGGGAUCUAA